GGAAGGAACUCUCUCCUACUACAUCUCAUCAUGGUCCUAUGAUGAAGGGCGCCUGUGGCAUGGUUACACUACAUAUUAAUGACGAGGACUAUCUUGCAGUAAUUGGAGGAUGGGGUCCGCUUCAUAAUAACACCCCACCACAACCUGGUGCCAAGUACAGUGGAACCCAUGUUCAAUAUUGCAAUGAAGUACAUAUGUACAGAUUAAAAACUGGUAAAUGGAUUUCCCCAAUUGUUACUGGAGACAGACCACCUCCUAUUUCUUCCUUCACUUUAACAUCAAUAACUAAUGCCACUGCUAUAUUGUUUGGUGGUAGUACUGAUGAAGACAGUGUCAGUAAUGAUGUAUAUAUAUUUGAAUUUGCCAAUACAUCAGUGAAAUGUAAAAAGUUUUCUAAUCCUGGAGGAUCACUCAGGACCACACCUACUAGUAGUGGGUGGAUAUCGUACCAGUGA
Messenger RNA from Amphimedon queenslandica, 455 nucleotides. RefSeq lists its product as uncharacterized. The transcript is spliced from 4 exons. The coding region runs from base 39 to 455 and encodes 138 amino acids. NCBI's taxonomy places the organism in Eukaryota, Metazoa, Porifera, Demospongiae, Haplosclerida, Niphatidae. The record is from RefSeq and is a predicted model, not a curated record. Gene Ontology annotation, molecular function: protein binding.